AUGUCCCCCGGCAUGCAGGCACCGCAGAUCAUGCGAGCAGCGGAUCAGCGUUUGCUCAGCUCAGUCGAUGCAGUGAGAGAGACAUUCGGGCAGUGCUGUGCCCCGGCGCGGGCGGAUGCCGGCUAUCCGGCUCGCCGCGCCGCGGCGGCCACCCUCACACGGAGGCCGCAAGACAGCGCGUCGCCUUUGAUUAGGCUCGCGUACAAGCCAGGCUUCAGGGAGCGCAGCGACAGUCCCGGGGCCGCAUCCGCGCAGAUGCAGAGCGGCCACAGAGAAAACGGCACUGGAGAUGGCUGCCAGACAUGGCUCAGCUGA
Coccomyxa subellipsoidea C-169 is the source of this 315-nucleotide messenger RNA. RefSeq lists its product as hypothetical. The coding region runs from base 1 to 315 and encodes 104 amino acids. The record is from RefSeq and is a predicted model, not a curated record. Lineage: Eukaryota; Viridiplantae; Chlorophyta; Trebouxiophyceae; Coccomyxaceae. The transcript is spliced from 3 exons.